Alternaria viburni is the source of this 1806-nucleotide messenger RNA. RefSeq lists its product as uncharacterized. Gene Ontology annotation, cellular component: endoplasmic reticulum membrane. The transcript has 7 exons. Lineage: Eukaryota; Fungi; Ascomycota; Dothideomycetes; Pleosporales; Pleosporaceae. Gene Ontology annotation, biological process: GPI anchor biosynthetic process. Bases 1 to 1806 code for a protein of 601 amino acids. The record is from RefSeq and is a predicted model, not a curated record. Gene Ontology annotation, molecular function: alpha-1,2-mannosyltransferase activity.
AUGCCGACCCGCACCAACGCUGCGAGGGACACGAAUCCGAGCGGGACUGGUGCUCCACCACGCGCUCCGUCCAACAGCUAUCGUGACUCGACGCUAAACAUCUUCGCUCUGCUGCUUGCCUUCCGCAUCGUCAACGCACUAACCCUGCGCUCCUUUUUCCAGCCCGACGAGUUCUUCCAGUCCCUCGAACCUGCAUGGCAGCUUGCGUUUGGCCCCGCCAGUAAUGCCUGGAUCACCUGGGAAUGGAGAUCCCAAUUGCGGUCGUCCCUGCAUCCAGCGCUAUUCGCUGCCGUCUAUCGAGUCGCGGCACAUGUUGCUGACUUCUGUGGCUUGACCUUGCCUGCUAAAGCCGAACUACUCCUAGCUGCCCCGAAAGUUACCCAAGCCGUCUCUGCAGCCUUGCUUGAUUGCUACACAUGGAAACUUGCGGAAAAAGUCUACGGUCGUGGCAGUCGCACUGCCCUUACUACUCUUGCAUUGUCUGUCUGCAGCCCGUGGCAGUGGUUCUGCGCGACCCGAACACUAUCCAACUGUCUUGAGACUACCAUCACUUCUGUCGCUAUUUACUAUUGGCCUUGGCAGGGUGCAGCAACAGCUAGCAAGGGUCAGACGCAAAUUGCACACCACGACCUCGGCUCCCUCUCAGAGUUGCGCCUGUCACUGCUGUUGGCAGCGCUUGCGUGUAUUCUCCGGCCCACCAAUGCACUCAUCUGGCUGUCCGUAUCCGUUCCAGCUCUAUGGCAAGCCUCACAUCGGCUGCGCUAUGUGUUGGUCCGUGAGAUCCUGAUUUGCGGCUCCGCCGUCCUGGUAUUAUUUCUCUAUUUCAACAUCGCUCAGUCGUUAGCCGUCUUCUACGGGAGGAACCGCGGCGACUACUAUUUGACCGAAGGUUUGCCGUUGCUCCUCACGACAUCGUCGCCAUUUGCCGUUGUUGGCCUGUGGCAGUCGUUGAGGGGCUUAGAGCCACGUAGCCCAGCCAAAGGCGACAGCCCGGGUAAUACAGCAGCUUCAGGUCAAGAUACUGCGGGCAGUCAGAUACUAAGCCGUCUGUCAUGGACGGUGAUCGUCAUGACUGCUACGCUGAGUUUGAUCUCGCACAAGGAAGUUCGCUUUCUGUACCCAGUCCUACCCUUCCUUCACAUCAUCGCCGCCAGGCCACUCAGCAAGUUUUUACCUCCUCGCGCUGCGCUAUCGCACAAAGCAGUCGUCCUGUUCUUGCUUGCUGUAAACAUCCUACUUGCAGGCUAUGCCUCUCAAGUUCACCAGCGUGGAGUCAUCGAUGUACUCGCCUAUCUCCGUCAUAAACAUGAAACGCGCAACAGCCUAUUACACGUUCAUGGCAAUAGCGAUAGUAACGUCGCUGCUGUGACCAAUACAACAGUCGGCUUCCUCAUGCCCUGCCACUCUACACCCUGGCGCUCCCACAUCAUCUACCCUGAAAUCUCCGCAUGGGCUUUGACGUGCGAGCCGCCCAUCGACAUACCGCUCUCGCAGCGCUCAACCUAUCUCGACGAGGCGGAUAAGUUCUACAUCAAACCUGGCCCUGUAGCUUGGCUCCGAGCCAAUAUGGAAGAUGUACAGACGAUCAAGGCGAGUGGAAGUAGGUCUGGUCAGCAUUGGAUGCGCCAGGAUCCAAAGUUCAAACGCAAGUACCGGCGUCAACUAUCCAAGCCAUCCAAGUGUCUUCGACUUAUCCCUUCCUUCUCCCUGAGCCCAAAAGCCGCGUCGCGACGAUUUCGUGACAACGAAACACGCCCAGUACCCAAGAACAUCGAGCAGCAACUAUCCCAUCGCGAAUUUGCGUAA